Molecule: messenger RNA, 678 nt
Organism: Racocetra persica
Lineage: Eukaryota; Fungi; Glomeromycota; Glomeromycetes; Diversisporales; Gigasporaceae
Source: the annotation of a GenBank genome assembly
AGUUUAUCAAGGCAAUCUCCAAAGACACAGAACCCACUGAAUUGAUUAAAAGUUUAAUCAAAUUGUUUUUUCAAGAUGAUGGAAUGUGUAUAUUUUAUUUGAUACCUGACAGAUCUCGAGAAAUUCUUCAUAUUGAAGAAAUCAGGAAAGAACUUAAACAAAGGCAAAAUGCUAUAGAAAAAAUUAAACAAAAUCUUAUUAAAUAUCGGGAUGCCCAAAAAGAAGGUCGAUCACUUCAUAUGGAUAACUUAAUUGAACUUUGUGAUAGUCUUUAUGAAAAUACGAUUGUCGGAAAAAAUAAGGAUAAUGUGCACUUACUUACUACCGCAAUUGUGUUCUCAUUUAUUCAUCUUACAAUUUUGAGAGAAAGGAAUAGGCAUUAUAAGGAUUAUAAGCAAUAUUUUAUAGAUAUGUAUGAAAAAUGGGAAGAUUGGCGUAAAAGUCUCAUUGUUUUUCGAGAUCUCGAAACAAACCCCGACCUUCCCUGUAUAGUAAAUGACACUUUUCAUAACUUGUCUAUGUACUUUCAAUAUCCGAAGACUUUCAUUUAUGAUGAUAAAUUGUUGGACAAACAUCGAGAAUUAUGUGUACAAGGUCAAAUGGCUUUUCUUAAUGAAGCAAAAGACGCGUUUAUGAAGAUAUAUGUAUAUACUUUUGAUUUGAAUAAAUUCUUGCCUG